GCCCCGCUUGGCUCACUCUGCAAAAUGGCGACUUCCCUGGGAUCCAACACCUACAACAGACAGAACUGGGAAGACGCGGAUUUUCCAAUUCUGUGUCAGACAUGUUUAGGAGAAAAUCCUUACAUCCGUAUGACAAAGGAGAAGUAUGGGAAAGAAUGCAAGAUCUGCGCUCGACCCUUUACUGUGUUCCGAUGGUGUCCGGGGACACGAAUGCGUUUCAAAAAAACAGAAGUCUGUCAGACCUGCAGUAAAAUGAAGAAUGUUUGUCAGACAUGUCUGUUGGACUUGGAGUAUGGUUUACCAAUCCAGGUGCGAGACACAGGACUCUCUGUUAAAGAUGAAGUUCCAAAGUCAGAUGUGAAUAAAGAAUACUACACACAGAACAUGGAGAGAGAGAUAGCUAAUUCCGAUGGCACACGACCGGUGGGCCAACUUGGUAAGGCUGCAAGUUCUAGUGAUAUGCUACUCAAACUGGCCCGUACCACUCCAUAUUACAAGAGGAACCGGCCACACAUCUGCUCCUUCUGGGUGAAAGGAGAGUGUAAGAGAGGGGAGGAGUGUCCCUACAGGCAUGAGAAGCCCACAGAUCCUGAUGACCCUCUAGCUGACCAGAACAUUAAAGAUCGUUAUUACGGCAUCAAUGACCCAGUGGCUGACAAGCUGCUAAAACGGGCUUCAACUAUGCCUCGAUUGGACCCACCGGAAGACAAGUCCAUCACUACCCUCUACAUCGGCGGUUUGGGCGAUACUGUCACAGAUGGAGAUCUCAAGAGUCACUUCUACCAGUUUGGUGAAAUUCGGACCAUUACCAUAGUCCAAAGGCAGCAGUGUGCGUUCAUCCAGUUUGCCACGCGGCCAGCAGCUGAGAUGGCUGCUGAGAAGUCCUUCAACAAACUCAUCAUUAAUGGCCGGAGGCUUACUGUCAAAUGGGGAAGGUCUCAGGCAGCAAGAGGGAAGGAAGGCAUCAAAGAUGGUGUGAGUGAGAUGGGUACCCGACUGGAUCCUGUACCUGGACUGCCAGGAGCUCUACCGCCACCACCACCUCUAGAUGAAGAAGCUCCUGCAAACUACUUCAACCUAGACCCCAGCUCCUCUCCUGCUGUCAUGAACAUUGCUUUGCCCCCACCUCCUGGCAUCAACCCACCUCCUCCAGGUUUUGGCCCUCCAAUGUUUCACCCCAUUGGUCCCAUGGCCCCACCGAUUCCCCCUCCUAUGAGCAUGAGACCUCCAGGUCAAAUCCACUACCCGUCCCAGGAUCCUCAGCGCAUGGGUGCCCACGCUGCACACGGCUCACGUCAUGGCGAUUAGCUGACAGAGUGAAAUCAUGCUGUUAUUAGGUGUCAUUCUUUUUGUAAUGUUAAACCUAGUCAGGUGUGUUCACUUGAAAUACUCUUGGUGAGCCUCAAACAUGAAGACUGUUUCUGGGAGAAAUCUACUGCAUAGAUAAAUAUCAUUUCUGACUAUGCCACCUGCAGUGCAGUAAAUGAACUGAACGAGCAUCUGCGUGUGGACAGACGACAAGCAAGGUCUUGGUCACUACUCACAGUUAAAUAGUACCAGAACCACAUCAACACUGCGGAAAUUAACAUUAACAAUGAAAGACUUCAUGAGAGUACUGGCCACAUGGGCUCCUGUGGUUGGAGCCAUUGUGUCUAUAUAAAAAUGUAUUCUUUAGGUUAAACUUGUAAUUGUCUUAUGUGUAGUGUCACAUGGAGUUGAGAAACAUUCUGAGCAACAUUUUUGAACCUGUUCAUUUUCAGUUACAUUGACUUUUUUUUAUUUGACACAAUCUUAAUUUUCCACAGCAUAAUGACUUAGUUUAUUGUCAGGAUUUCUUUGAAUUAUGUUUUCACUUGUCCAUUAAAAUGACUCAUUUUUGUCAAUGAC
This is a messenger RNA of Amphiprion ocellaris (clown anemonefish), 1887 nucleotides long. It is a transcript of the gene rbm22, whose product is annotated as RNA binding motif protein 22. Gene Ontology annotation, molecular function: pre-mRNA binding; metal ion binding; U6 snRNA binding. Gene Ontology annotation, cellular component: U2-type catalytic step 2 spliceosome; Prp19 complex; U2-type catalytic step 1 spliceosome. Bases 25 to 1308 code for a protein of 427 amino acids. The record is from RefSeq and is a predicted model, not a curated record. The transcript has 11 exons. NCBI's taxonomy places the organism in Eukaryota, Metazoa, Chordata, Actinopteri, Pomacentridae.